GGGUUUAUCCUGACGAUGUCCUAAAGGCAACUUUAAAUGCAUUCUUAUGCAAAGUGUCCGUUUGCAUUCCCUUGACUAUAUAUGGACAUGCACCUGUUUUAGUACACGGUAACUUCUGCCACAGCAGACAACGUGCCAAGUCUCCCAGUGAACACCUUCGACGUUCAAUACUCAGGUUCCAAACAAUAACCGACCACCAUGGCUGGUGAAGAAGAUGUUGCUGCGCUGGUUGUGGACAACGGGUCCGGGAUGUGUAAGGCCGGCUUCGCUGGAGACGAUGCCCCGAGGGCCGUCUUUCCGUCCAUCGUGGGCAGGCCAAGACAUCAGGGUGUGAUGGUCGGCAUGGGCCAGAAGGACAGUUAUGUCGGUGACGAGGCCCAGAGCAAGAGAGGCAUCUUGACCUUGAAAUACCCCAUCGAACACGGCAUCGUCACCAAUUGGGACGACAUGGAGAAGAUCUGGCACCACACCUUCUACAACGAGCUGCGUGUCGCUCCCGAGGAGCAUCCUGUGCUUCUCACUGAAGCUCCGCUCAACCCCAAGGCCAACAGGGAGAAGAUGACACAGAUCAUGUUCGAGACCUUCAACAGCCCGGCCAUGUACGUGGCCAUCCAGGCCGUUCUGUCCCUGUACGCCUCCGGUCGGACGACUGGGAUCGUGCUGGACUCCGGUGAUGGUGUGUCUCACACGGUGCCCAUCUAUGAAGGCUACGCUCUCCCACAUGCAAUCAUCCGUCUGGACCUGGCUGGAAGAGACCUGACAGACUAUCAGAUGAAGAUCCUGACUGAGAGGGGAUACUCUUUCACCACCACAGCCGAAAGAGAAAUCGUUCGUGAUAUCAAGGAGAAGCUGUGCUACGUCGCUCUGGACUUCGAACAGGAGAUGCAAACGGCUGCCUCCAGCUCCAGUCUGGAGAAGAGUUACGAGCUGCCUGAUGGACAGGUCAUCACCAUUGGCAACGAGAGGUUCCGGGCACCCGAGGCGCUCUUCCAACCUUCAUUCCUCGGAAUGGAAUCUGCAGGAGUUCAUGAGACCACCUUCAACUCUAUCGGCAAGUGUGAUAUCGACAUCCGUAAGGACCUGUACGCCAACACCGUCCUCUCUGGUGGUACAACCAUGUUUCCCGGCAUAGCGGACCGCAUGCAGAAGGAGAUCUCCGCCCUGGCUCCUCCAACCAUGAAGAUCAAGAUCAUCGCUCCUCCCGAGAGGAAGUACUCCGUGUGGAUCGGCGGGUCCAUCCUGGCCUCCCUGUCCACCUUCCAACAGAUGUGGAUCAGCAAGCAAGAGUACGACGAGUCUGGACCCUCCAUCGUCCAUCGCAAGUGCUUCUAGUGUCCUACCCUGACACAGAGUCUACCAAAGCGAGACUAUACGUCCGCUAUAAAGAUCAGUUACUAACUUCCUUAUACAUAACCCUAGUCGAUUGAUAACAGGUACCAACUUUGAUUUUAACAAAACUCUAUGCCGAUCGGGCUGUUUGCUGAAAAGACAAAACUGAAGUGUGUAUCAAUAAAAAUGCACAGGGUAUGCCACUGAA
Branchiostoma floridae (Florida lancelet) is the source of this 1537-nucleotide messenger RNA. RefSeq names its product actin, cytoplasmic. The transcript is spliced from 7 exons. NCBI's taxonomy places the organism in Eukaryota, Metazoa, Chordata, Leptocardii, Amphioxiformes, Branchiostomatidae. The record is from RefSeq and is a predicted model, not a curated record. The coding region runs from base 199 to 1332 and encodes 377 amino acids.